Molecule: messenger RNA, 1701 nt
Organism: Brassica rapa (field mustard)
Lineage: Eukaryota; Viridiplantae; Streptophyta; Magnoliopsida; Brassicales; Brassicaceae
Product: probable fucosyltransferase 7
Biological process (GO): cell wall biogenesis; xyloglucan biosynthetic process
Cellular component (GO): membrane; Golgi apparatus
Molecular function (GO): galactoside 2-alpha-L-fucosyltransferase activity
Source: RefSeq, a predicted model, not a curated record
UUUCCCUUAAUCUCUCAAUGGUCAUAUAACAUGACAGUCCAUUCUCCAUCAUCCUGAAACCAGGAUCAAUAUUUAAUAUAUUUACAUGCAACAAAAUAGAAAUAAUGAAGAGAGCUAUGCCGUUUAUAAUCUCUGGGAUGAUGAAGCUCACGAUAGGAAUAGCCACUUGCUUACUACUACUUUGCUUGGUGCUAGUACAACAAUCCUCUACUAUCUUCAACCACCACAACAAGUCCGUUUUCACAGCAGACCUUGAUGAAGAUUCUUGCUUGAGUAGGUAUCAGUCUUCCUUGUAUCGCAAGACUUCACCUUACAAGCCUUCUCAACAUCUCAUCUCUAAGCUAAGGCGCUACGAGAAGCUCCACAAGCGUUGCGGUCCAGGCACAGAAGCUUACAAGAGCGCUACAGAGAAGCUUGGUCACAAUCAUGUAAGCAACUCUGGUGAUGAAUGCCGGUAUGUGUUGUGUGUGUCGCCAUUGUCAGGGUUAGGGUUAGGAAACAGGAUGAUCUCUAUGGUUUCUAUGUUCCUAUAUGCUCUCUUGACAGAGAGAAUCAUGCUUGUUGACCAGAGGAGUGAUACAAGCGACCUCUUCUGCGAGCCUUUCCCUGGUACUUCUUGGUUUCUUCCUCUUGAUUCUCCGUUGAUGGAUCAGCUUAAUAGCUUCAACCGUGAGUACUCGCGUUGUUAUGGAACAAUGUUGAAGAAUCAUUGCAUUAACUCAACUACAGUCCCAUCCCACCUUUAUCUUUAUCUUUUCCAUGAUUAUGGUGAUCAUGAUCAGAUGUUUUUUUGUGAAUAUAAACAAAUGAUCAUAGGGAAAGUGCCUUGGCUGGUCGCUAAGUCAAAUCAAUACUUUGUUCCAUCUCUAUGGUUGAUCCCUAGCUUUCAGACCAAACUCAUCAAGCUGUUCCCACAGAAAGAUACUGUCUUCCACCAUUUGAGUAGGUAUCUUCUCCACCCUACAAACCAAGUCUGGGGCAUGGUUACAAGGUCUUACACUGCUUACUUGUCAAGAGCAGACGAGAGACUUGGGAUCCAAGUAAGAGUUUUCGAAGAAGUAACAAGUCCUCCUCCCAUCAAGCAUGUUAUGGAUCAGAUUGUAGCAUGUACGCAAAGAGAGAAACUGUUACCAGAAGUAGACACUCAAGGCUCUCAUGAGCAAGUCACCACCACAGAGAAAACCUCUAAACUCAAAGCUGUCCUGGUCACUUCUCUGACUUCUGGAUACUCGGAGAGUCUCAAGAGUAUGUAUUGGGAACAUCCGACUUCGACAGGAGAAGUAGUUGUAGUUCACCAGCCAAGUCAAGAAGCGUAUCAGCAGAGUGACAAGAAGUUGCACAACAAAAAGACCCUUGCUGAGAUGAUUCUCUUGAGUAUGGCUGAUGAAGUUGUGAUCAGCGCUUCCUCUACGUUCGGAUACGUGGCUCAAGGUAUGGGCGGGUUAAAGUCAUGGAUACUCUACGAACCAGUAAACCACACAGUUCCUGAUCCACCUUGUGGUCGUGCCAUUUCGAUGGAGCCGUGUUUCCAUGUCCCUCCUGUUUAUGGCUGCAAUGGUAAGACCGGAACCAACACAGGAAACAUGGUCCCUUUUGUAAGACAUUGUGAGGAUAGAUUCUUGGGAAUCAAGCUAGUUCAAGAUACCUCAUGAGUUUUAACUUCUAUGGAAACUAGAGCAAGUGAGAAUGUUUGAAUAAACU